AUGGGCCAAACGCGCGCAGAAAUGCGUGCCGCCCAGCGGCAUAUCAUUCCAGUCUCUCAACCCACUGUCCGUCUUCGCCUCCCCUCUUCUCCCAUUCCGCACACUUCCCUGUCCCUUUUCCCCCUGCCGUUUCUCUCCCUUUUCCCCCUGCCGUUUCUCUCCCUUUUCCCCCUGCCGUUUCUCUCCCUUUUCCCCCUGCCGUUUCUCUCCCUUUCCCCGUCCGCUACGCGCCGUCCCCUUUCCGCCACCCUCUUUCUCAUUCCGCCACUCCGCCUCCCCCUUCCGCCUCUCCGCCUCCCCCGUCCGCCAGUGCGCCAGCUGGGGCUGCCCACGGACCUGGCGGCGGUGGCGCUACUGGCGCAGGCGGCGGACGACUACGUGCGGGGCGAUAAGAGCACAUCCGAUAAGAGCCGCGCCAACCUGCUUGCGCUCGUCGCGCAGACAGGGGGAGGCCGCGCGGAAGGGGAGGCGGAGGCGGGGGAGGAGCUGGGGGAGGAGCUGAUCGCGGAGCUGGACGCGUGCAUGCUGUCUUACUUUGGCUUCCACUGGCCGCACUCGGCGCUCAUGAUCGAACAGGUGUUCCGAGGGCCCAGCAGUAAGCUGCACUUGCGGGACGCCGUCAACGCCGUCAUCCGGGCCCAGCAGCAAGCUGAGCUGCACUUUCGGGACGCCGUCAACGCCGUCAUCCGGCAGAGGCGGUUCAACGAGGCAAUAACGUGUCUGCGCCCGCAGCAGCGCUUCUCCCAGCUGCUGGAAGAAAUGAAGGUCCUCGGCUGUGGCCCCCGCCCGGGGGGAGCAGGGGGGGUGGGGCAAGGGGGAGCGGGGCAAGGGAGAGCGGGGCAAGGGGGAGCGGGGCAGGGAGAAGGAGCCCACGGGGGGGCAUCUGAAGGGGGGUACGGACGGGAAGGCAGAGAUACGGCGGAGAGCAGUGAAGCAGUGGGAAGUGAUGGCCCUGAGAGUGAGAGUGGGAGUGAAGUCCGCUUAAAGAAUGGGGUCCGGCCAGGCUCAAAGAGCACCAGAGACCCGCCCCCACUCCCUGAGGGUGACCACCUCACCGCCCACUCCCCCUCUCACUCCCUCUUCCAGUUCCCCACUUCCUCCCCAUCUCACUCCCCCUCUCACUCCCCCUCUCGCUCUCCUUCGCACUCCCACUCUCCCUCCCGCUCGCCCUCCCGCCCGCGCCCGUCAAGUGCGGAGGUCCCGAGGGAGGGGGAGGUGAUGGUGCCGGCAGCAGCGGCGGUGCGCUCGCCCGUGUUGCUUCUGAUUGGUGGGGGCAUGGGCGCCGGCAAGUCAACGGUGGUCAAGGAGAUCAUGAAACGCACCUUUUGGGCGCACAUGGCGCCACAUGCGGUGGUGGUCGAAGCCGACGCAUUCAAAGAAAAGGACGCAAUCUUCCGAGCACUCUCCGCCGACCGGCUGAGCGACGCCGCCCGGAUUUCGCAGCUCGUGCACGAGGAGUCAACCCGGGCGGCGCAGUCAACGCUGGUUACCGCGCUGAACGAGGGGCGGGACGUGAUAUUUGACGGGACCAUGUCGUGGGCCCCGUUUGUGCAGCAGACGAUUGCCAUGGCUAGACGGGUGCAUGAGAGGCGGUUUAGGAUGGGGCCAGGGUAUCGAGUGAAAGAGGAUGGGAGUGUGGUGGAGCGGUAUUGGGAGGAGGUGGAGGAGGAGGAUGGGAGUGAGGGAGUGGUGGAGGAGCGGAAGGAGAGAGCGGAUGGAGAGAUGGUUGGGAGCGAGAAAGGGGAGGAGGUGGAGGGGAGGAGGGAUAAGCCAGUGAAAGAGACAGAGGAGCAGAAUUUUGAGCCAUAUGAGUGGGCUCAAAAAGAGGAGCAGCAGCACCGGCCCAAGAGGCACAGCAGUCCACGGAGGGCCUUGGGAUCGGGGGGAGGGACCAGAUUGGGCGUGGGAGGGAGAGCUGCGGGUGACCGAUUAGAUCGUUCGAGCUGCUCCAGCAGCGGGAAGGGGCAGGAAAAAGGGGGCGCGGAGGGCAUGGGAAGGAGGCACAGGGGAGGAGAGAUGCGGGCCAUUCUAACAAAGAGGGGAGUGCCCGUGCAUGAGCAGCUGCGGUCGCACAAGCUGCGGGCCAUUCUCACAAAGAGGGGAGUGCCCGUGCACGAGCAGCUGCGGUCGCACAAGCUGUUUGCCAGCAGUGUGGAGGCGUACUGUGACCUCGUGGACGUGGCUACGCUCUACUCCACCAACCAUAUGGGCGGACCACCACAGCUCAUAGGCUACAAGGAAGGCACAUCACCCCCCAGGAGCGCACCCACCACCCCACCGUCCACCCCAACCGGCAUGAUCACACCGCCGACAAGCACACCCCCCAGCACUGGCGCCAUCUGCAGCGGAGGGGUGUGCAGCCACCUGCUGGUGGACUCAGCGGCCUUUCACUUAGUCUCCGACUUGAAGAGCGUCAAUCCCCGCGCCUCCUGCGUUCUCGAGCUUUACUUCAAGGAGGGAGAGGGGGAUGGGGAUGGGGAUGGAGAGGGAGAGAGGGGGGGCAGGAGAAACCUCUGGUGGCUGCCUGGGUGGUGGUUGUCCCUGUGGGGCUGGGGAAACCGGGCAGCGCGGGCAGGCGAGGAGAAGUUUGGGCCGGGAAGCACGUGGAGGGAGGUGGUGCUGGCGGAGGAGCGGGCCGCGCGGCAGGCUCGACUGAGGGAGGCGUUUACUGAGUUGCAGGCGUGCCUGUGGCCGGCAGCUCACAGCAACCGAGGCAUCACUUCGUCUACCAGCUUCACCUCCCUGCAAUCCCUGCCCCACGGGAAGGUCAGAGAGGACGAGAAGGUGGUUUCUGGCAGUGAGCGCACUGGCGUCAUGUGCGGCCCGAUGGUCCCCGUGGAUCGCGGACUGGAUCCGAUCAAGCACACGCAGUACCCGUACGUGACGGGCGCUUCGGUGCUGGCGAUGAAGUACAAGGACGGCAUCAUCAUGGCGGCGGACACCAUGGGAGCAUACGGGCGUACAAUGCGGUACAAGUCGGUGGAGCGCAUGCAGCAGGUGGCGCCGCACACGGUGAUGGGCGCUGGCGGGGAGAUCAGCGACUUCCACUUCAUCCUCUCGCUCUACGAGGAGCUCCUCACAAACGACUACGCAUUUGAUGACGGGCACGUGCUGUCCACACGAGAGGUGUUCAACUACAUGACGCGUGUCAUGUACAACCGCCGCAACCGCUUUGACCCGCUUUGGAACUCCAUCGUCAUCGGGGGGCUCGACAAGGGCGAACCCUUCCUCGGCUCGGUGACAAUGAUUGGCGUUCACUUCACGGACGACCACAUAGCAACGGGCUUUGGCAGCCACAUGGUGCGCCCGCUCUUCCGCAACGAGCACCGCAACGACAUGAGUGAGGAGGAGGCAGUCAAGCUGCUGGAGAAGGGGCUGAGGGUGCUGUACGCCCGCGACAGCAGCGCGCUUAACAAAUUCCAGAUUUCAAAAGUAACAGCAGAGGGAGUGACAAUAUCGAAGCCAUUUGCGCUGAACAUAGAGUGGAACUACGCCCAUUUUCAGAAUGCAGUGCCUGAUAAGUACAGCCGAGGAAAGGCUGCUGGAAAGAAGGCAGUGAGCAGGUCAGCAAAGGCAGGUCUUCAAUUUCCUGUGGGUCGUAUAGCCCGUUUCCUCAAGGCUGGAAAGUAUGCCACUCGGGUUGGUGCCGGUGCUCCAGUGUACCUUGCUGCAGUCCUCGAAUACCUAGCUGCUGAGGUUUUGGAGCUUGCCGGGAACGCAGCCAGAGACAACAAGAAGACUCGCAUCGUUCCGAGACACAUUCAGCUGGCCGUGAGAAACGACGAGGAGCUCAGCAAGCUAUUGGGAGCGGUUACCAUUGCUGCUGGUGGUGUUUUACCAAACAUUCAGUCCGUCCUACUCCCGAAGAAAUCAUCGGCUGACAAGGGCGAGGCCUCAGAAGCUUAG
Closterium sp. NIES-65 is the source of this 3906-nucleotide messenger RNA. NCBI's taxonomy places the organism in Eukaryota, Viridiplantae, Streptophyta, Zygnematophyceae, Desmidiales, Closteriaceae. The record is from the annotation of a GenBank genome assembly.